CACUGAUGGGGGCCCGGGGCGUAGUGUUCCUCACACUCAGCAGCGGUGACAGCUCAGGAGGUGUGUCUGCUCAGCCGGGCCCAGCAUGGACCAGUCUGUGGCAAUCCAGGAGACACUGGCCGAGGAGGAGUACUGCAUCAUCGCAGUGCAAGGUGUGCUGUGUGAGGGGGACAGCAGGCAGAGCCGCCUCCUGGGACUCGUGCGCUACCGCCCAGAAGGUGGUGGCCAGGAACACGCUCUCUUCCUGUAUACGCACCGGAGGAUGGCCAUUACUGGGGACGAUGUCUCCUUGGACCAGAUAGUGCCGAUCUCGCGGGAUUUCACGCUGGAAGAAGUGUCCCCAGAGGGUGAACUCUACAUUCUUGGCUCAGAUGUGACUGUCCAGCUGGACACAGCAGAGCUCAGCCUCGUAUUCCAUCUCCCCUUUGGUUCCCACACUAGAAUGUUCCUCCAGGAAGUCUCCAGGGCCCACCCAGGCUUGGACCCCGCGACCCCAGAUCCUGAGUUCCUGUGGCUGUCUCGAUACAGGUGCGCCAGGCGGGAGCCCGAGCCUCCCGCGACGCGCGUUUGGAACUCGGCCCCAGGCACCUGGCCUGGGAGUGCCAGAAUUGGCGGAGGCAGGUAUCGGUCUUGGCAGGCGCUAAGGGGAUUGGAGGAGGCCCGGCUUCAGGGGCGGAGCUAUGGAGCAGGCCGGCCUUCGAUUGGCGGGGUGGCACGCGGGGGCGGACCCCUCUGGGGGGCGGAGCGGGUGGGGCGGCGCGGGCGGCGUGAUGAAGAGCUUGAGGAAGCAGGCAGGGAAAUGUCCGCCGCCGCAGGCUCCCGGGAGCGCGACUCUGCAGGUAGUUCUUCCUUUGAUGAUUCGAAGCCAAAUGGGAAAGGUCUGCUUGUGGACCAAAGCUCCCGGGGUCAGGAUAAACCAGAAAACUUGCUCCCAAGACAAAAUAAAUCCAAAUCUGAAAUAACCGACAUGGUUCGCUCCUCCACCAUCACAGUAUCAGACAAGGCUCAUAUUUUAUCGGUGCAGAAGUUUGGACUGCGAGAUACAAUAGUGAAAUCACAGCUAAUGCAGAAAGAAGAGGAUUAUACCUAUAUCCAGAGCUUCAGGUUUUUUGUGGGAACGUACAACGUGAAUGGACAGUCCCCCAAAGACUGCCUCCGGCCCUGGCUCAGUGAUGGUAUCCAGGCCCCGGACGUAUACUGCGUAGGGUUCCAGGAGCUUGAUCUGAGUAAGGAAGCCUUUUUCUUCCAUGACACCCCAAAAGAGGAAGAGUGGUUUAAAGCUGUAUCAGACAGUCUUCAUCCAGAUGCCAAAUACGCAAAGGUGAAGCUCAUCCGACUGGUCGGGAUUAUGCUACUGUUGUAUGUCAAACAGGAACAUGCAGCGCACAUCUCAGAAGUGGAAGCGGAGACCGUGGGGACGGGGAUCAUGGGGAGGAUGGGUAACAAAGGAGGAGUGGCGAUCAGGUUCCAGUUCCACAACACCAGUAUCUGCGUGGUGAAUUCCCACUUGGCAGCCCACACGGAGGAGUAUGAGAGGAGGAACCAGGACUAUAAAGACAUUUGCUCUCGAAUGCAGUUUUGCCAGUUGGACCCAAGCCUGCCCCCUCUCACCAUCAGCAAGCACGAUGUGAUCUUGUGGCUGGGGGACCUCAACUACAGGAUAGAAGAGCUGGAUGUGGAAAAAGUGAAAAAACUCAUCGAAGAGAAGGCCUUUCAAACCCUGUAUGCUUAUGACCAGCUGAGAGCUCAGGUGGCUGCAAAGGCUGUCUUUGAAGGCUUUGAAGAGGGCGAGCUCACAUUCCAACCUACCUACAAGUACGAUACGGGCUCCAAUGACUGGGAUACCAGUGAGAAGUGUCGUGCUCCUGCCUGGUGUGACCGGGUCCUCUGGAAAGGGAAGAACAUCACCCAGCUGAGCUACCAGAGCCACAUGGCCCUGAAGACCAGUGACCACAAGCCCGUCAGCUCAGUGUUUGACAUCGGGGUGAGGGUUGUAAAUGAAGAGCUUUAUCGGAAGACUCUGGAGGAGAUUGUUCGCUCCCUGGAUAAGUUGGAAAACGCCAGCAUUCCUUCUGUGUCCCUCUCCAAGCGAGAGUUCUCUUUUCAGAAUGUGAAGUACAUGCAGUUGCAAGUAGAAUCCUUUACCAUUCAGAACGGACAAGUACCAUGUCAGUUUGAAUUCAUCAACAAGCCCAAUGAAGAGUCUUACUGUAAGCAGUGGCUGCAUGCCAACCCCAGCCGGGGCUUCCUCCUGCCAAAUACUGCCAUUGAAAUUAAAUUGGCACUAUUUGUAAAUAAGACCACAGCUACAAAGCUCAACUCGGGUGAAGACAAAAUUGAGGACAUCCUGGUUUUACACUUGGACAGGGGAAAAGAUUACUUUUUGUCUGUGUCUGGGAACUACCUGCCCAGCUGUUUUGGAUCUCCCAUCCAUACAUUGUGCCACAUGAAGGAGCCCAUCUUGGACCUGCCGCUAGAGACCAUUAGAGAGCUGACUCUGAUGCAACUCCACACUGAAGAUGAUGGGAGCCAGUUGGAGAAAUCCAUGGAAAUCCCCAAAGAGCUCUGGAUGAUGGUUGAUUACCUGUACCGAAACGCUGUCCAGCAGGAAGAUCUGUUUCAGCAGCCAGGCCUGAGGUGGGAAUUUGAGCAUAUCAGGGAUUGUUUGGAUACUGGAACGAUUGAUACCCUCUCUGCCAGCAAUCAUUCUGUAGCCGAAGCCUUGCUGCUUUUCCUGGAGAGCUUGCCGGAGCCCGUCAUCUGUUAUAGUGCCUACCGCACCUGCUUGGAAUGUUCUGGCAACCUCACAGCAAGUAAACAGGUCAUCACUACCCUCCCCGCAUGCCACAGAAAUGUCUUCACCUACUUGAUGGCGUUUUUGCAAGAACUGCUGAAAAAUUCAACAAAAAAUCACUUGGAUGAUAAUAUUCUAGCUAGCAUAUUUGGUAGCUUACUGCUUCGAAACCCAGCCGGUGACCAAAAGCUUGAAAUGGCAGAGAAGAAGAAGGCUCAAGAAUUUAUUCACCAGUUCCUCUGCAACUCACCCUGAGCCUCUCCAUCGCCCCUCCUCUUUUGCCUGAGGUGGCCAAUUGCCAGCCCCACCUGUUUCAGCUCAAGAGCUGCCUUAAGAGGAUGGGAGCCCACUUGGAAGCAAGCCUGGCAGCUGCCUGUCUCCUGAGCCCAGACUGCCCUGCCCAGCAUGGCUGUCACACUCGGUGCUGCUGCGAGUUGUGAAGACACGAGGGGAAAUCCACCACAAUAAAACUGACAUUCAGCAUUCAACUUUAGUUAUUUAACAGAUAGAUCUCUAUUUUUUUUUUAAUGUUUAAACAACCAUACUUCUUGUUCUCACUCAGCCAGCGUCCAGGGCAUACAGUACCUUCCCUGUAGCUUGGGCUGAGCUCCCCAUGAUCAGAUAUUUGUAACAAACUUUGGAGUCCUGAAGGAUGAAUGAGCUGGACGGCAAGAAUGCAAAUGGAAGCUGCUGGAUAAACAGGUCACAGUCACCCCAGGUGCUUCCAGCGCUCUGUCUGAAGAUGUGUGUAUGCAUAUGCAAAGCCGCCCACCCCCUCAGAUAUGGCUCAACAACUCUGGAGCUGACCACUCAGCCUCCAAGGGCAAUACAGUGGCUUGAAAAUGAAAAUACUGAAGAAAUUUGGUGUUCUGGUGAAACAAGUGGAAUUUUCUGGGCCAAGAAAUCUUCCAAACUGUAUAUAAUGCAUCCCCUCUCUCAUAUGUGUAAUAUAUUUUAAUGAUAAAUGUAUUUUUAACAGUG
This is a messenger RNA of Camelus dromedarius (Arabian camel), 3775 nucleotides long. RefSeq names its product inositol polyphosphate-5-phosphatase B (gene INPP5B). Lineage: Eukaryota; Metazoa; Chordata; Mammalia; Artiodactyla; Camelidae. The transcript has 24 exons. Gene Ontology annotation, biological process: phosphatidylinositol dephosphorylation; signal transduction. Gene Ontology annotation, cellular component: cytosol; membrane. The record is from RefSeq and is a predicted model, not a curated record. Gene Ontology annotation, molecular function: inositol-1,4,5-trisphosphate 5-phosphatase activity; phosphatidylinositol-4,5-bisphosphate 5-phosphatase activity. The coding region runs from base 86 to 3049 and encodes 987 amino acids.